GCUCUAAGCAUUAAAGAGAGAUAUAUAUCUAGAGAGAGAGAGAGAAAGUGAUGGAAUUUCUUCAGUCGUUGCAUGCUAUGAGUCUGUCCAUUGCUUUCCUUCUAUUCUUCAUGUUUUGUAGUUUAUUAUGGUCCUGGUGGAUCACCCCAAACAGAGCUUAUCAGAAACUUAGGAGGAAUGGAUUUAGUGGUCCAAUUCCAAGUUUCCCUCUAGGAAAUAUUAGUGAUAUGAAAAAGAAGGUGUUGAAUGCUUCUCAUUCUACACUUUUAUCCUCAAAUAUCUCCCAUGAUAUCCAUUCAACUGUCUUCCCAUACUAUUCUCGCUGGCAAAAAUCCCAUGGGAAGGUGUUCAUCUACUGGCUAGGAACAGAGCCAUUCUUAUAUAUUGCAGACCCGGAGUUCCUAAAACAGAUGUCUGCAGGUGUAAUGGGCAAGAGUUGGGGGAAGCCUUCUGUGUUUAAACACGACAGACAUCCCAUGUUUGGUAAUGGUUUGGUCAUGGUUGAAGGUGAGGAAUGGGUUCGUCACCGACAUGUAAUUACUCCUGCAUUCUCUCCAGCAAACUUGAAGGCUAUGGGAAGCUUAAUGAUGGAGACCGCCACUAACAUGAUAGACCGGUGGACAGCCCUUAUCAACUCCGGCAAGGCAGAAAUUGAUGUCGAGAGAGAAAUCAUGAGCACAGCUGCGGAGAUCAUUGCCAAGACGAGCUUCGGAAUAAGUUAUGAAAAUGGUAGGAAAGUGUUUGAUAAAUUGAGAGCCAUGCAAGUGUCACUCUUCAAUACCAAUCGCUCCGUUGGGGUACCAUUUAGCAAGUUAAUGCACCUUAGAAAAACCCUAGAAUCAACAAGACUAGGGAAGGAGAUUGAUGCCCUGCUUUUAAAAAUCAUAACAGACCGAAAGAAAUCGAAAGAUGGGCGCCCUCAGAAGGACCUUCUCGGCCUACUUCUAGCGGGGAACACCGUGGAUGGCCGGUUUGGGAAGCCGCUAACAACCGAAGAGCUGGUGAAUGAGUGCAAGACAUUUUUCUUCGCUGGUUUUGAGACCACGGCGUUGGCUGUCACGUGGACGUUGCUACUUCUGGCGGUGCACCCUGAAUGGCAGAAUCACCUAAGAGAAGAGAUCAAAGAAGUGAUCGGAGAUAGAGAGGUUGAUGCUACAAUGCUUGGUGGACUUAAGAAGAUGGGAUGGGUGAUGAAUGAAGUCCUCCGACUAUAUUCACCAGCACCGAACGUGCAAAGGCAAGCAAGAGAAGACAUUCGAGUGGACGGAGUGGUUAUUCCUAACGGAACCAAUAUGUGGAUAGAUGUGGUAGGCAUGCACCAUGACAAGUCUCUUUGGGGCGACGACGUGAAUGAGUUCAAGCCGGAGAGGUUUAAGGAUGACUUGUAUGGCGGGUGCAAGCACAAGAUGGGGUUUUUGCCUUUCGGAUUUGGAGGGAGAAUGUGUGUUGGCAGGAAUUUGACAAUGAUGGAGUAUAAGUUUGUGUUAACCCUAAUUCUCACUAGGUUUUCCUUCUCCCUCUCUCCAAACUACUCUCACUCUCCCUCUAUCUUGCUGUCCCUCAGGCCCACUCAUGGCCUGCCACUAGUAUUUCAGUCUCUUUAGUUCUAUAUUGGUUUUCUGUUAGUAAAUAAUUAACAAUAUAUAUAUAUAUAUAUAUAUAUAUAUAUAUAUAUGUAUUCCCAUAGUCAAGAACUAACUAGCUACCUAGUGCAUUUUGGUAUUUUUUCUGUUUAGCAUUUGUAUUUUUUUUUUCUUUCCUUGUUGUACAAGUACAAAAUGAAAUAAAGAUAUCAGGAGCAUUUCAGUC
This is a messenger RNA of Cornus florida, 1809 nucleotides long. RefSeq names its product cytochrome P450 714C2-like. The transcript is spliced from 4 exons. Gene Ontology annotation, molecular function: monooxygenase activity; heme binding; iron ion binding. The record is from RefSeq and is a predicted model, not a curated record. NCBI's taxonomy places the organism in Eukaryota, Viridiplantae, Streptophyta, Magnoliopsida, Cornales, Cornaceae. Bases 51 to 1604 code for a protein of 517 amino acids.